AGACUGCUAGGAGGCGUGGUCUAGUUCACUGUUUUCGGAUAUAGAGGCUGUCGAUCGAUGUUUGGGAGAUUCUUACGGACGAAAUAACGAAUAUAAGCGUUUACUUUUCAUAAAGACUGAUAAUUUAAGCAUUGGGCUAUCUAAUCGCGUAAUUUAAAGCGGGGCUUAAAGUUACAUUCUUCAGUAGGGAAAUUUGUUCUAUGUUAAAUAGGGGGAUGCUGCAGUCGGUGUCUUGGAGCUCGACACAAUCGCUAAAUUUUAUGUCGUGUUUAAUGCAAAUAAGAAGCUUUAUGAUAAGAGAAAACACCAGCAGGAUAUGUCAGUCUCGACCGAAUCAUUUUCAAAGAUACUGAAUUGAAAAAAUAACAUACCACAUAUUGCACCGCGUAACGUUAUAGACGCCAGAAGAUUUGAGCUUGUAUUGUGUUCAUAUUGCACAACAAACCCGUAACGUUAUCGUUAAACUGAUCCGUCUGGGAACAGAUCCUGCGUAUUUCUUCACCGCUCAUUUUCCAAUAAUCGCUAUGAAGCUUCUGGAGAAUUCCUGUUUUGAGGCGUUAAACUCCCAGCUGUGUGUAGAGACUGGAGACGCUCGCAUCCUUGGCAGGAUAGAGAGUUACUCAUGCAAGAUGGCUGGUGAUGACAAACACAUGUUUAAGCAGUUCUGCCAGGAGGGGGAGCCACACGUACUGGAGGCUCUGUCACCACCACAGUCCAGCAGUGCUCCGAGUCCUAACCUAUUGGGGAAGAGCAGUGAGGAUGGAGAGAACCCACUAAGUGAUAAAUGUUGCAGGAAGACUCUGUUCUACCUCAUCACCACUCUGAACGAGUCGUUCCGGCCUGAUUACGACUUCAGUGCUGCCCGUGCCCAUGAGUUCAGCCGUGAGCCCAGCCUCAACUGGGUGGCUGACUCUGUUAACAGCAGCCUUUUUUCUGCUGUGGGAGAGCAGUUCAACACUUUAGCGCCGGAACUGUGGAAUGCCAUUGGACAAGAGAUAAACCUGCAAAGCUGUGACGUCUAUAGCUACAAUCCAGACCUUGACUCGGACCCAUUUGGUGAGGAAGGCAGCUUGUGGUCCUUCAACUACUUUUUUUACAACAAGAAACUUAAACGCAUUGUAUUCUUCACAUGCCGUUCAGUCAGUGUCCUCAGUAGUUAUGGUUGUGGUGGUUUUGACAAUGAAUUGGACAUGGAGCUGGAUGAAGAUGAAGAAGCCGAGAACUUCUCGGAGGACAGGUUCCCCCGAGCCCUUUGUGUCUGAAUGCUUUCUCAGGGAUGACCUUCAUCCAAAGGGUCUCACUGUUAAACUCUCACUUCUACCUUCUAACGCUUUCCUGAGUUCAUCAUCACUCUUUUUUUAUUUGUUUGUGCACUGUCUGCUUGUUUUUUUUAGGGAGUUAAAUCUAGAGCUUUAUUUGCCCCUUUUAAAGAACACAGAGUAUGGCUGAAAAGAUUUUGGGAGGGGGACUGAUUGUACAUGGCUUGACAUGAACUUCUAUGGCAAUGGGCUGAGAUGCACACCAUAUAAAAGCUACAAUUGAAACCAGUCCAGCCCUUCUGAGUAUAUGUGACUAUUGUAGCAUAUCCAAACACCAGCAUUUCUGACAGCUGAAACAAGACAUGUCAGGAAAUUAUUUAAAACUUAUAUUGGACUGCAAAGACUAUAUAUGAGCCACCAUUUCUAGCCCCUUUUUUAUUGCUUCUCUAAAUGUUUUCAUUAGUUGACCUCAUGUGUGCGUUGGAAGAUUGUUUCUAUCCAUUUGUCUUUUAUAUGUUUACUGUGUAAAAGCUUUUUAAAAUUUGUUUUUGGCAGACAGCUUUAUCUCAAACAACCAAGUACAUUUCACUAGGAUGUGAUUCUAGGUAUUUGAUUCAUAAACCUGGCACGCUCUUCAGAAAUGUGCAAUUUUACAUAAUUCUUUACACUUAAACAAAUGUUUUAUAGAAAUUGCUGAUGUUUUAGAAAUGACCGAAAUCAGCUAGCUAUAUACACUGAUUGUAUCAUAAUUAUUACCUUUUUUUUGUCUUUCUGGUACGAAUUUAUCUGUUAAAAUGGUUGUUGGCAUGACAUCUGUAGCUAUGUCACUUCCAUUCAUCAGUAUUUAGACUGCUGCAUUAUAUAUGUAGUUUUAUCUUUUUUUAGACACAUAAUGAAUAAACCAAAUGAUGUUAUGUUGGCGUAGCUGAAAGUUGCACCUACAAACCAAACAAUUUCAAAACUGAAGUUUUUCAAUGUGUCAGUUUUCAUGAUAAAAGAAAUUCAAACUGGCUUAUCGUGUUUUGACUGAAAGAUGUGUGAAUGAAAUGUGUUUUUGUAGCCAUUUUAGCACUACUACACAUUUAUUGUAUUGUCAACUAUUUUAUGCAUUUCUGUGACCUUUCAAGAAAACCUAUAUAUAAAGUUUUGUGAUGUUUA
Molecule: messenger RNA, 2417 nt
Organism: Triplophysa dalaica
Lineage: Eukaryota; Metazoa; Chordata; Actinopteri; Cypriniformes; Nemacheilidae
Gene: maf1b
Product: MAF1 homolog, negative regulator of RNA polymerase III b
Exons: 8
Coding region: 525-1262 (245 amino acids)
Biological process (GO): negative regulation of transcription by RNA polymerase III
Cellular component (GO): nucleus
Molecular function (GO): RNA polymerase III core binding
Source: RefSeq, a predicted model, not a curated record